Messenger RNA from Parus major (Great Tit), 3117 nucleotides. It is a transcript of the gene SPCS3, whose product is annotated as signal peptidase complex subunit 3. Gene Ontology annotation, biological process: protein targeting to ER. Lineage: Eukaryota; Metazoa; Chordata; Aves; Passeriformes; Paridae. Bases 76 to 618 code for a protein of 180 amino acids. The transcript has 5 exons. Gene Ontology annotation, cellular component: signal peptidase complex; membrane. The record is from RefSeq and is a predicted model, not a curated record.
CCGCCGCCGCCCGCUUCCUGCCGCGCCCGCCCCGCCCGAGCAGCGGCCGCAGCCCCGGCCGGGCCCAGCGGGGAGAUGAACACGGUGCUGUCCCGGGCCAACUCGCUCUUCGCCUUCUCGCUGAGCGUGAUGGCGGCGCUCACCUUCGGCUGCUUCAUCACCACCGCCUUCAAGGAGCGCAGUGUGCCCGUCCGCAUCGCCGUCUCCCGGGUCACGCUAAAAAAUGUAGAAGAUUUCACUGGACCGAGAGAAAGAAGUGAUCUGGGAUUCGUCACAUUUGACAUCACUGCAGAUCUGCAGAGUAUAUUUGAUUGGAAUGUCAAACAAUUGUUUCUAUAUUUGUCUGCGGAAUAUUCAACAAAAAACAAUGCCCUAAAUCAGGUAGUCCUUUGGGACAAGAUCAUGUUGAGAGGAGACAACCCAAGGCUGUCCUUAAAAGACAUGAAGUCAAAGUACUUUUUCUUUGAUGAUGGAAACGGUCUCAAGGGAAACAGGAAUAUCACCUUGACUCUCUCCUGGAAUGUUGUACCAAAUGCUGGCAUUCUACCUCUUGUUACAGGAUCAGGACAUGUGUCUGUACCUUUCCCAGAUACCUAUGAAACAACAAAAAGUUAUUAAAUUAUAGUACUGAAUCAUAAGCAAAAUAUUUUUUAUACUUGUAUAUUGUGGAUACAUUUUAUUGCAGUUUCUUCUUGCAUCCCAUGCAACUUUUCACUGAAAGAAACUUAAUUUCCUCAGGCUAGCAGCAUAUGAAAAGGAAAUGAAAAUUCAGGGUUUUGUUGGUUUUUUCCUAAAUAAAAAUUGAGGCUGAAGCUUAUGGGAAAGGUAAAUUGCGGAAUAAUGGUUUCAAGGGCGGGGGGGAAACUGGGGUUUUUUUGUUUUUUUUUUUCCUGGCCAUCUAAGUAUAGAUCUCCUUUUCUUUUAAAUAAAUAUUUUUAAACCAGAAGGUAGUCUUCCUUUGGGCUUUUUAAGUACUGUGUUAGUUAUUUAUUUUGUGUAGAACUCAAAUAUACCUUCUGGAGUUGGUUUCUGGGAGUGCCUGAACGAAAUAGCUGUCCCAUUUUAGGGCAUUUUUUUAAAUCCAUGUGCAGUAUGUUAUAGUAGGCUAAGCUUGGUCCUUUCUAGGGCUGCCACCAGCUGCUUGGAAUACUGAUAGUUCAUUAUCUGUCAGUCAGCCUCAGAUCUUGAGUACCACUGAUGUAGCCCACAUCCAGUUCUGUAUUACAAAUCAUUUUAAUUUCUGCUUGCAAUGCAGCAGACUGGAAGAAUAAAAAGAAGUCUAUUCAGUAUGAGUCUUAAGACUUUAAACAUAAGAUAGAAGGCUAAGUCAGUAAGAAAAAUAAAAGCUUUAGGUAAAAAAAGGCUUUCUGAAAUGGAAUCUCUAGAUAUUUAUUGGGAUCUGUUUAUGAGGAAAAAUGAACAUGCUUAUUCCAGAAAGGGCUGAGACAAUAUUAGAAGGGGCCUUCCAUAGCAAGGAAUAGGAUAGAUAUUCCCUAAACAAUCUGGGUAAAUCUUUCCAAAGCAGAGGAUUUCCCCAUAGUAAGGUAGAAUAAUUGAGGCAGAUUUACCAACCUGAGUGUCAAUGAGUCUACCUGCAAGUCUUGCUGAGUGUCAGGAACCAGGAAAGGUAGCAAGCCGCAUGUAGCAGCUUCCGUCAGCGCCUCUGUGGAAAAGGUGGGCUCUCUGUGGCUGCAGAUCCCUCUGUGUGUGCUCCUUCCCUCAGCUGCAGCUGUGAAUGCUGUCAGGGUUGGGAGGAUGGAAGGAGCAGGGUAUCAGGAUCGCCUUGUGGCAAUAGCAAUGGUUUGUAGUGAUUGACUGGUGCAUUUAGGUCAGUGUAUGUCCAGGAGAAGGAGCACGCGUCACUAUCGCCGUCCUGGCACAGUCCAUAACUUACAUGUGUAUUUUCAAACAAAGCAUGACAAGGGAAUUUAUUACCAAGCAGGGAAUAUUCUGGAUGUAUUGCGGGCUUGGAAAAAGAGAAAACUAAAACUUGGGUUUUAAUACUAUAAAUCAGAAAAAAGUAAUAGGAACAAUGAUGAGAACUGCAGUGUGAAAAACCUUGCAAAAGAAGAGAUGCAAAAUACUGGAGCAGAGUAUCCCCCUUUGUUUUGAGCUGAUUGAUUUUGAGGGAACUUACUUGCUUUUAACAAGGGAUCUUUGAUAUUUGCGAAUUAUCCCUAAGUGACUAUUUAAUACAUUCUUCAUGUUGGUGUAUUAAUCAAAAAAGUCUUGAAAAAAGUUCCCAGAACUUGCAUUAUCUUUACAAACAAAAUUUUGUUUAAGUGUGAAGACUAAACAGAUUUUUUAACAAUGUUUUAGGAGAAUUUGUCAUUUGUAUCCAGCAUAUUUGCAUGAAUUUCAGUUCUCUGAACUUGUGCUGUUUUCCACAGAGUAGUAUAAUCAGCACAUUGAAACACAUACUAUUUUUGCUGUGCUUUUGUAUCAAAUUUAUAUAUGGCUCUAAAAACUGUUACGGAAAACUUAAAACUGUCAUAGAGAAGGAAAACAAAAUAUUUUUAGAGAUAAUUGGGCAAAGUUGUGGAUUUGUUUUUGUAAUUGCCGAGUUAAGUGGUUGGUUUUUUCAUAAAUUAUAUUCUUGAAUUGUUUACUGAAGCAUUUCUUGUGGCUUGGCAUUCAGCCAGUUCCCUGCAUUCCUUUGGCAGUACUCUUCCAAUGAAUAUAAUGUCUGCCUAUUAAAGAGAUGCUGCAACUACAAAGACAAGGAUCCACUGUCAAAGAGCAUCAGGGAGAAAGCUACUUUCUUUCCUACAAAAUGGUAUAUUCUUCCCAGCAGACAGUAGCAGAUUUUCAAGACACUGAAACUGUAGCUUUCAAGUGUGAUGUUUGAUGCUUUAUUCGCCUUUCCCUUUGAAGAGAAAUUAUGUUUGAGGUAAGCAUUUUAGAGGGAUGAAGAAGAAACCAUCAUGGAAUUCAAGUUCUUGGAGAGAAGAACUUGUUUUUAUCCUGAGGAAAAGACCAGCAUAGAUGAGCACUUGAUGCUGUAAUAGCUUGGUUUUUGCUCCUGAGCCACCAAGUGAGACAAGGUGUUGGUUCAGGGUUUAAGGAGGCAAAUUCGUCAACUGAUCUCUAUAAAAAAAGUAAAAAGCCUUCCAAAAA